CCAUUGUUUGACAGAAAAUUUCAGAUGGCGUUAUCAACGUUCGUGAAAUUACACUUACGGGGUUUUCGAACUCAACCUCGCCACUUAUUUCAACAGUUAUUUUGAUGCAAAAAUUAUACAAAUCGUAGAAAAAUAUUAAAAUAUGGCGAAGGGAGGAAAAAGCAAUCAAGGUGGAUUUCAGCCGGAUUCUGAUGUUCAUAUUACUUACGAAGAGCAACAAAAAAUUAAUAAAUUUGCAAGACAAAAUGCAAAGUUGGAGGACUAUAAAGAAGAGCUUAAAAUUAAGCAGAAUGAAUUGAAAAAUUUGGAAGAUGCUUCUGACGAAUUGACUCUUAUGGAUGAUGAUGUAAAAAUACCAUAUUAUAUUGGAGAAGUAUUUGUUUAUCAAUGUCUCGAAAAGACACAGAAUUGUUUGGAAGAUGCUAAGAAUAAGAAAAAAUCAGAAAUUGCAAAUUUGGAAAGCAAAUGUACAGAGUUGAAGACUAUCAUGAGCGAAUUAAAAACACAAUUAUAUGCAAAGUUUGGUAGCCGUAUAAAUUUGGAAUCAGAAGAAUCCGAUUAAUCUUUUCAGUAAUGAAUUUAUUAUUAU
Messenger RNA from Camponotus floridanus (Florida carpenter ant), 589 nucleotides. RefSeq names its product prefoldin subunit 4 (gene Pfdn4). The record is from RefSeq and is a predicted model, not a curated record. Gene Ontology annotation, biological process: protein folding. The transcript is spliced from 4 exons. Bases 143 to 562 code for a protein of 139 amino acids. Gene Ontology annotation, cellular component: cytoplasm; prefoldin complex. Lineage: Eukaryota; Metazoa; Arthropoda; Insecta; Hymenoptera; Formicidae.